This is a messenger RNA of Galendromus occidentalis (western predatory mite), 3312 nucleotides long. RefSeq names its product transmembrane protein 132C dtn (gene dtn). Lineage: Eukaryota; Metazoa; Arthropoda; Arachnida; Mesostigmata; Phytoseiidae. The coding region runs from base 1 to 3312 and encodes 1103 amino acids. The transcript has a single exon. The record is from RefSeq and is a predicted model, not a curated record.
AUGAAUUCUCUCCUCGUAUCCGUGGUCGUAGCGAGCCUCACGGCCGCUUUUACGGCCUCCCAGAAAGUGCAGGUGGAUCAGGGCGAGAUCCUGCUGUCGACGGUGCCGAACGAUACCGUAGACGCAAGUCUCGUCAGGUUCGCGCUGAUCUCGUCGAAUCGGGCCACCGUCAGGGCUACGUUGGGCCCCUACCAGUCUAGUCAGACGGUCUAUCAUAACCGUUCGGACGCUGAGCUUUCCGCGCACGCAGUCCACAGCAUCGUCUACCGACAUAAUCCCCAGGUCCGCGUGGUUUUCCACGCGAACCAGCGGGAUUUCCGGCCGCUCUGCAUCACGCUCUACGGUCAUCUUGUGGACUCGAAGAAAGCGCCUCUGCUCGCGAAAUGUCAACCCGUAAAAGAGAAUUCCGCCUGCAUGGCCGAACUCAUCGUCCCUGCAGAUUGGUGGCCGAACGCGUGGCUCGAGAACGGCGCUGGCGGCUCGUCCCACAAAAGCAAAAAAAGCAAGCCCCACAUCGAGUUGACGUACGCCACCUCGGACGACCUCAACUGUCAGAUGGGCGGGCUCAACUCCGAGCUCAAAUCCGACGCUGCGAAGGAAUCGUCCCCGAAGCACAUCGCCCGAAUUCCGCUCAGUCCCGUGCACGCCACCUACGAGAAAAUCACCAUGAAGGACUCGCCGGUCGAGGUGUUCCUUCCGGAGAAUCCGCUCUACCCGAAAAACGUCAUCUACGCUCCCGUGUUCGUCAAGCAGAACGUGCGGCAGUUCGUGAUCGGGGCGAACAUCGUAGGCGGACUACACGUCGAACGACUCGAGCCCGUGGCGAAGCACGUCUGGAAGCUCGCCAUCGAGACGACGGGCAACCAGAAAAUUCGCAUCACAUGCAGCCGCAUCGACGACUCGCCGCUGGCCUCGAUGACGGGACAGGCGGAACACGUUUUCGACAUCCUGUUCCGAGUCGAUACGGACCCCGAUGUGCUGAUGUCGACCGAGCAGGCGAUCGAGUGGGUAAUCGACGAGAAGAUUCAGGCCGUUUCCCAGCUGAACAUUCAGAAAGACAAGGUGCAGAACAUCCUGGUCAUAACGCGGAGUCGCGACCUCAUCAACACCGCCAUCAUCACGGGAAGUCAGGUUUCGCAGCUCGUGAAGCUGAUUAUGAUUUCGGAGGCGGGUCAGAUGAGCGACGUCACUCACAAAGCAUCAUGUCAUUCUAGCGACGAGUCCGUACUCAAAGUGUCUCCGUCGUGUACGUCGAUCUACUUGGACGGUUCGGAGAGCCGCUCAUCGGCCAACGUUUCCAUCCACGUCAAGUACUCGGGCCACAUGAGCGAGAGCUAUUUCACCGUGUGGACGCCCGAGACCCCGUUCACGAUCAGCGUCUCGGACGAGAAGCUCAGCCACGUAAAACAGUGGCACGCUCCUCCGAGCACGCCGCACAACUGGCAUCGGAACGCCAUACCCAAGGAUGAGUGCAAACUACGCUUCCAACAGAGCAUCGUCAAGGUCUACACCCGCUUCGUCUCUAUCAACCACAACUCCGGCCGGGAGAAUUAUCUGCUGGGAAAGAGACGUCUCGUCGCUGACAUCACCGAUAUGGUGCAUAUCCGCAGCUCGAACUCUCACGUCGCUUCCUUCGUCGCACCGAACAUUCUCAGCGGAGUGCAUCCCGGAAAGGCAGACAUCCAGGUCGUCGCGCCCACGACCGGGAAAAUCCUCGCCACGAAAUCCCUCCGAGUAACGGCCGAGAAAGAAGUCAUUACGUCGCUGAACGCUCGAGUCGUCUCGGGCCUGAACCUCGCCGUGGUUUCAGACGUCGAGAACACAAACAACAAUAGGGAGAGCAGCCAUUCUGAACGAGCCAUCUACGUCGCGAAAGUCUCCACGGAUGAGAAAAUGACUUCCCGUUAUCAGGAAGCCGUUCUCGACGUGACCCUGCGCUUCUCCGACGGCACCGAGAUGCCGUUGGAGAAUUUCAGUCCGACCGAAUACAACAUCACGGUCGAAACGCUCGAUUCGAACGUCGUCGUUGUCGCUCCGAACCAGAUCGGCAACACCGGCGCUCAUCCCCGUAUCAUUUGCGUAGGUCAGGGAUCGGGAGACCUGCUCUCGAUCACGCUCGAAACGAGCGACCUGUGCGUCAAGCGAGGAGGAGCCAUCCAGGACGCUGCUGUCUACGUAUCCUGCAUGCCCAGCAAUCCCGAUAACUACCUGUACCAGGACGCUCAAGUUCCCCGUAAAUACAGCGCCGCCGUCACAUUCGAAUUGCAGCCGCAAAGCCAUAAGAACCCGCACUAUCCACUGGUGAACCAUCACCUGAACCAUUUGAACGGAGGUCCGCUCCAAGUGGGUCUCUACACCCUGUUCGGCGUUUUCUGUAUGGCGCUCCUCGCAUUCGUGGCUUCGUGCAGUGUUUUCGCCGUGCACAUCAAGAACACGCGUCAGCAAAACACAAAAGAUAACUCUCAGGACUGGGUCUGGCUCUCCAAAGAAACCCUCGAACAGGCCGUUCGGCCGAAGAACGUCUCCAAGUUCGCGAACAUCGUCGUCAAUCCCAUGGGCGACCUGGAAACGUCCAGGAAUCUCGGCAGUUUCGUGUGCAGCGAUGGCUUCGGCGCCAACAUCUGCCAGAACGGAGACCUCGCUCGCAACAUCGGCAACAGCAAUAACGCGGGCGGUAAUCUACGUCAGGAGAGCCGCAUCGUGCUGCCUGGCAGGGCUCGUCCGCUGCCCAGCGAGCCGAUCGACGUUCGCAACAAUAACGUUCCCGCAGAUAACAAUAACGAUCACACGAACAUCGACAUGAAUCACCACGUUCUGGGGGGACACGCCGCCCGCAACCCCGCUGUCGAUUCACUCUCGUUCAACCAGAUCUUCGGUAGCGGCGCGGAAGGCACGGACAAGGCUUCCCCGUCCACCGAUAGUGGGCUCGUCCAAUCGCCCGGUUCGGAAUCCGUCAACGAAGUUACUGUGCGCUCGAACCUGCUGGCCGAAGUCGAAGAGCUCGGCUCGGCCCGGUUUUCGGCCGGUUCACCAAGUGCCGCCAGCUGCGCUAGCGGCAUCAUCCCCGCCCCGGCCGUCGUGGGCAGAACCGGCAGCGGUGGUGGCAGCAGCAGCAGCAGUGCGUCUCGAAGCAUCAUCGUAAACCCCAUCGACGAGUUGGGUGAAGACGAAUUGGAACCUCCACCCGUGCCUCCGCACCGUCAGCCAGGAAGUAACGAUACCCUCAACUGGCGGCGCCUCGAACGGCAAUACAAUAACAACAGGGAGAAACUUGCCGAAUACCUCGACUCGCUACAGGAGUCGAUCGCCUAA